This is a messenger RNA of Cavenderia fasciculata, 2280 nucleotides long. RefSeq lists its product as uncharacterized. Gene Ontology annotation, molecular function: zinc ion binding; protein binding. NCBI's taxonomy places the organism in Eukaryota, Evosea, Eumycetozoa, Acytosteliales, Cavenderiaceae. The coding region runs from base 1 to 2280 and encodes 759 amino acids. The transcript is spliced from 2 exons. The record is from RefSeq and is a predicted model, not a curated record.
AUGAGUGAACAACAACAAGAAGAAAUAACAAAUAAUAUUGAUGGUAGUAGUGCAGAGCAGCAGGUUGUUGCUCCACUCGAGACUCUCAUAGCUACUGUCGAUGAUACUACCACUACCACCACUAGUAGUACACCGGUUGAUACAACAACAUCAUCAUCAACAACAACAACAACUGUAGAUAAUAAUAAUAAUAACAAUGUAGAGAUUCAAAAAAAUGUAACUGGUGUUGAUCAACCUCAACAUCAAGAACAAGAGAAACAAGAACAACCACAAGCUCAACAACCCGAACAACAACAACAACCUACUGAACCUGUUCAACCAACUGAACCCGAACAAUCUACACCACAAGUUCAACCAACUGCUGAACCUGUUCAACCUACCGAACAACAACAACCUGCACCACAAGUUCAACCAACUCCUGAGCCUGUUCAACCUGUACCACAAGUUCAACCAACUACAGAACCUGUUCAACCUACACAACAAGUUCAACCAACUACUGAACCUGUUCAAACAACGACAACAGCCGAACCAAUUGAAGAAGUAGUAGAUAAACAAAGAAAAACCAAAUGUUCAUUCCAUACAAAUGAUUAUUACAACUCAUUUUGUAAGGAUUGCCAAACACCUAUCUGUCCACAAUGUACAUUAUCACAUAAACAACACAAUAUUCUCCCAACCAUACCAUUUGACGACUUUACCAACAAGUUGGCUGUCUUUUCAACAUUGAAUGUCGAAGCAAGCGACAGAGCACAAGACAAGGCACAUUUACUCGAGUUGAUGGCACAGCUAGAGGAUAACAACAAAUCAUGUAAAUUAUUAAUUCAAGAACGUUUCAAGGAAUUCCAAUUCCUCAUCAAACAAAGAGAAAUGAAUUUGGAAAAAGAGAUUCAAAAGGAAUACGAUGCCACCAAAUUGGAACUUACCAAACGUCUAAAUCUCAUAGACAAGGAUCUAUCUCAAGUUCAAACACAAUGGGAUAAAAGUAAACCUUAUCAACAAUCAACUCCAACUGAAUUAUAUGAAACAAAUUUAUUUGAAGUUUUAGAACAAUAUUCAUUAUCAGAUAAAAAAGUGAGACAUAUUCAAACAUCUGAUUAUAAUUUAUUAAAACCAGUUGAUGUACCGGUAAAGUUUGUUUUGGAUAUUGAUCAAUUGAAAAAGAAAUCAAUUGUUGAUGAAUUGUCUGGUUUGGGAACCAUAUCAACUGUCAAACAAUCUACAUUUAGACCAAUUAAAUUACAGCAUCAUCAACAAGAAGCACAAUCACCAUCGAUUCUACCAUACAAGGAUGAAUCGUCGUCCAAUAAUGCCGACAAGUCAUCAUCGAAAAAAGAUAGAAAGUCAUCAAAGUCGGAUACACUAGACAACAACAACAGUCCAUUGUCAACUGGUAUUGGUAGUCCAAAUUACAAUAGUGGAUCGGCAGCCAAAUACAUCUACUCUAUUGGUGGUUGGAAUGAGAAUGGUACUGAUUUGGGUACAUGUCAUAAAUACAUUGUUGAAAGCAACGAGUGGAAACUAUUGAAAUCGGUAUCAACCGAUGCUCUUCCAUUUGUGUCGUCGUCGUGUGCAUCCGAUGGCAAGUACAUCUAUGUGUUUGGUGGCAACUAUGAGAUCAAUACUUAUCGUCGCUUCAACAUUAACAAGCAGACGUGGGAGAAGCCUGAAAAGAUGAACCGUGGUGGUGGAGGUAUUGCCGCCCAGUUUGAUGGCAAAAAACACAUCUAUAUCUUUGGUGGCAAGGUGUUGGACGACUCCAAACCAUAUCACCAGAUUGUACAGAGAAUCGAGCGUUACAAUGUCUCGACCAAGCAAUUCUCGACGGUUGGAUCCAUGUCCAAGCACAAGUACUCUUGUUUUACCUGUUUUGACGGACGUUACAUCUACCUUGUCGGUGGUCAAGUGGUCAAUGGCCGUGCGUGCAAAGAGAUUGAGCGAUUCGAUACUGUCGAACAAAAGUCGGCCAUCUACGCCAGUCUUGGUGGCGGAGGCAUGGUACAAGGCUGUGCACUCGAUCCACAAGGCGAAUGCAUCUACUAUAUGACCCAAACCACAUUUAAGCGAUUCACCAUCGCCACCAAGUUUAUCCAAACGUUGGCCUUUCCACCACUCACUGAAACAUCGUGUCGUCCAACACUAGUCUUUGACUCCAAGUCCAAGAUCUUCCUCUUUGAUCAAAACGACAACUUUUGUUUUGACCUUGCCACCUCCAAGUGGUCUAAAUUCAACUUUAACAGAAAGUAUUCUCUUUGUGGUCAAGGUUGUGUAGUUUCAAAUUCUUAA